AAUGAGUCCGAACUCCUCACUGUGCCGGAUGGAUGGAAAGAGCCAGCCUUUACAAGAGAGGAUAAUCCCAAAGGCCUGCUGGAAGAAAGCAGUUUUGCAACAUUAUUCCCGAAGUACAGAGAAGCGUACUUGAAAGAGUGCUGGCCACUCGUCCAGAAAGCCUUGAGUGAACAUUAUGUGAAUGCAGCGCUGGAUCUAAUUGAAGGAAGCAUGACUGUCACUACCACUAAGAAGACUUUUGAUCCGUAUGCAAUCAUCAGGGCUAGAGAUUUAAUAAAACUUCUGGCAAGAAGCGUUCCAUUUGAACAGGCAGUUCGUAUCCUUCAGGAUGAUGUUGCAUGUGACAUCAUUAAAAUAGGCACUCUGGUGAGGAAGAGAGACACUUUUAUAAAAAGAAGAGGACGACUUCUUGGGCCAAAAGGAUCUACUCUGAAGGCCCUGGAACUGUUAACAAACUGUUAUAUUAUGGUGCAAGGCAACACUGUUUCAGCUCUUGGACCCUUCAGUGGGCUAAAAGAGGUCAGAAAAGUUGUUCUGGACACAAUGAAGAACGUACAUCCCAUAUAUAAUAUAAAGACAUUGAUGAUCAAAAGGGAAUUAGCAAAAGAUCCUGAACUGAGGUCACAAAGUUGGGAAAGAUUUUUGCCGAAGUUCAAGCGGAAGAACUUGAAAAAACGCAAGGAGCCGAAGAAGAAAAAUACCAAGAAGGAGUACACGCCAUUCCCACCUCCACAGCCAGAAAGCCAGAUUGAUAAAGAAUUGGCAAGUGGUGAAUACUUUUUGAAAGAAAGACAGAAGAAACGGAAGCGAGUGGAAGAGAUAAAGGCAAAGCAAGCAGAUGCACUCAAGAAAAGACAAGAAGAAAGAAAUAAAGCUUUUAUCCCACCGAAGGAAAAGCCAGCUGUGAAAACAAAGAAAGCCUCCACUGAGAAAAAAAUUGACAUCGAAGCCAUCAAGGAAAAGGUAAAGAAUGCAAAGAAGAAGAAAUUAGGAGCACUUCCUGUGGAAGAAGUCAAAUUAAAAAUGGCAGCAGAUGAAAAGAAAAAAAAGAAAAAGUAAUUCACCACCCAAGGUUCUCACUAUUUUCCUAUGUUAAUGAACACUUUCACACUCGGAAGAUUUGAGACUUCUUGCUAUCAGUAUAAUCUGGACAAGAAAAGACUAGGUAGAAAGAUCAUUCUCUUUUCAUAAAUACAGUUUAAUUAGCACACCUAAAGCAGCUAUGCAGCAUUGCCAAGGUUGGUGAAGAAAAUCUGUACGGCUGUGUUGUUUGAGAAAAUAAGAGAGUAUUUGGAUAAUACUCAUCUGCCUUAAGGGAAGGUUUUGUAAUAGAAACGUUCAGGAGCUUGGUGCAGGACGUUGAAACAUUAGGAUCAGAGAACUUGGUUGGAAUUUAAGGUAAUUUUGUGAAAGACUACCA
Nestor notabilis (Kea) is the source of this 1420-nucleotide messenger RNA. It is a transcript of the gene KRR1, whose product is annotated as KRR1, small subunit (SSU) processome component, homolog (yeast). Lineage: Eukaryota; Metazoa; Chordata; Aves; Psittaciformes; Psittacidae. The record is from RefSeq and is a predicted model, not a curated record. Gene Ontology annotation, cellular component: small-subunit processome; nucleolus. Gene Ontology annotation, molecular function: RNA binding. The transcript has 9 exons. The annotation marks the transcript as partial.